This is a messenger RNA of Polistes dominula (European paper wasp), 1427 nucleotides long. It is a transcript of the gene Rpt3, whose product is annotated as 26S proteasome regulatory subunit Rpt3. The record is from RefSeq and is a predicted model, not a curated record. Lineage: Eukaryota; Metazoa; Arthropoda; Insecta; Hymenoptera; Vespidae. Gene Ontology annotation, molecular function: ATP hydrolysis activity; ATP binding.
UCUGGGUAUCUACUCUCCGUGAUUCGAGCUGUCCGAAAAUUCAAGUCAUUUGAUAUCAUCUUGUAUGUCAAAUUGAACUGUAUUUGUAUUAAAUAAGUUGAAGACAAUGGAAGAAAUUGGAAUUAUUUUACCUGAUAAAGAAGUUACUGAGAUUGAUUCCAAACCAGUAAUUGGUCAUUAUACAGGAGCCGGAGAUGAAUUAGAUGUUGAAGAUUUAUAUACCAAGUAUAAGAAAUUGCAAAGGAUGUUAGAGUUUUUGGAGGUGCAAGAGGAAUAUAUUAAAGAUGAACAAAGAAAUUUGAAGAAAGAAUAUUUACAUGCUCAAGAAGAAGUCAAACGUAUACAAAGUGUACCAUUGGUCAUAGGACAAUUUUUAGAAGCUGUAGAUCAAAACACUGGAAUAGUUGGAUCUACAACAGGCUCUAAUUAUUAUGUUAGAAUUUUGUCUACGAUAGAUAGAGAACUAUUGAAGCCUUCUGCGAGUGUUGCACUUCAUAAGCAUAGUAAUGCUUUAGUUGAUGUUCUUCCACCAGAAGCUGAUUCAAGUAUCUCGAUGCUUCAAGCAGACGAGAAACCAGACAUUCAAUACAGCGAUAUAGGUGGAAUGGAUAUGCAAAAGCAAGAAAUUAGAGAAGCUGUGGAAUUACCACUGACACAUUUUGAACUGUAUAAACAGAUUGGUAUCGAUCCACCUAGAGGUGUGUUGAUGUAUGGUCCACCAGGAUGUGGAAAAACUAUGCUCGCUAAAGCUGUUGCAAGACAUACUACAGCUGCUUUUAUACGCGUGGUUGGUUCUGAAUUCGUGCAGAAAUAUUUAGGAGAAGGACCAAGAAUGGUCAGAGAUGUCUUCCGUUUAGCUAAAGAAAAUUCUCCUGCUAUUAUUUUUGUUGAUGAGAUUGAUGCUAUUGCUACGAAAAGAUUUGACGCACAAACUGGAGCUGAUCGUGAAGUACAGCGUAUUCUUUUGGAAUUACUUAAUCAAAUGGAUGGUUUUGAUCAAACUACUAAUGUGAAAGUUAUAAUGGCUACUAAUAGAGCUGACACUUUAGAUCCAGCGUUGUUGCGACCUGGUAGAUUAGAUCGUAAGAUUGAAUUUCCUUUACCCGAUCGUCGACAAAAACGUUUGAUAUUUUCAACAAUAACAGCAAAAAUGAAUUUAAGCGAAGAAGUUGAUCUUGAAGAUUAUGUGGCUCGACCUGAUAGAAUUUCAGGUGCUGAUAUAAAUGCCAUUUGCCAAGAAGCUGGUAUGCACGCGGUUCGAGAAAAUCGUUAUAUAGUAUUGGCAAAGGACUUUGAGAAGGGUUAUAAAAAUAAUAUUAAGAAAGAUGAAUCUGAGCAUGAAUUUUACAAGUAAUUUGAAAAGAUUUCAUCGCUAUUAUUUUAUGCUCAAAUUUAUGUAUCGUUCUAAAUAUAUCUAUGCAAAAUUA